Messenger RNA from Medicago truncatula (barrel medic), 1182 nucleotides. Its product is annotated as F-box/LRR-repeat protein At4g14103. Gene Ontology annotation, molecular function: protein binding. Bases 1 to 1182 code for a protein of 393 amino acids. The record is from RefSeq and is a predicted model, not a curated record. The transcript has 3 exons. NCBI's taxonomy places the organism in Eukaryota, Viridiplantae, Streptophyta, Magnoliopsida, Fabales, Fabaceae.
AUGGCGGUAGAUAGGAUUGGAAGUUUACCAGACGAGAUUCUGAUUCACAUUCUCUCUUUUGUUCCCACCAAACAAGCCUUUGUCACAUCCAUUCUUUCAAAGAGAUGGACUCAUCUAUGGUGUUUUGUUCCCAAUCUUGACUUCAGUGACACGAAACUUAAAAAUGGCGAAGACAGUUCCCGCUUCAGCAACUUUGUCAACACCGUUUUUCACUCGCAAGAUUGCUUUGGUUCUCAUGCCAUCAACAGUUUCAUCCUCGACAUUGAUCACUUUUUCUCUGGACUUCUCCCUUGUGGAACUUACUAUAUCAACGGAUGGGUAGACAUUUUGGUUGAACGCAAAGUUCAAUAUCUCAAUCUCUAUCUUCAUGCUCCCGUUAAUUGGGAAGAAACAAUACCCCCUACGUUGCCUACUGCUAUAUUUACUAGUACAACCCUUGUUGUUCUCAAGCUAUGUUGGUUCUUUAUGGGUGUGGAUUUUCCUUUUCCUUUUACUUUUCCCUCACUCAAAACCCUACAUUUGAAAGACUUCUACUUCCAUCAACAAUCUGAUUUUUUUAUGCUUCUAGAUGGAUGUCCAGUUCUUCAAGAUCUUCAACUGUCUAAUAUAAACCGGGGCCAUUUCGAUUUCGCUUCUUUACUGUAUUUAAGCAGCUCAAGAUUAAAAAAUUUGAACAGAGCAGAUAUUAUCGAUUGUCAUUGCAUUUUUCCGAUGAAAUCGCUUUCAAAUUUGGAGUUUCUACGUAUACAACUAUUGGAGUAUGAUCAGCCUAAUGACUUCCCUACAUUCCAUAAUUUGAUCCAUUUGGUGAUCAACUACGACGGGGAUAUAGUUGUACAAGUGCUCCACCAUUGCCCUAAGCUUCAAAAUCUUGAACUUUAUCGGAAGUUACAAGGCUGUAAUUGGGAGGAUGAGUUCAUUGAAGAAGAUGAUCAAGAAAAUUGGGUGGAUUCCGAAUUUGUUCCACCUUGCUUUUCGUUAAACCUUACAACUUGCACUAUUCGGGACUUCGCAUUUGCAGGCCUACAACAUUGUCACAUUAUGUUAGCAAAAUUUAUUCUAAAGAAUGCAAGAGUUUUACGAACUAUGACUAUCUUGUGCAACAAGAAACAGUCUAAAGUAGAAAGACUAUUAUCCUCAUGUCCAAGGGCUUCUACAACAUGUCAACUUUCAAUUUAUUGA